GGUCCAUGUUGGCCUGACUGCAUCACACAAUUCCCUCUGGGAAUCUCCUGUUCUACUGCAUCCCAGAGAUGUUCUAGUGGAUCCCAAUCCAGUGACUGGUGCAGUUUGAAAAGGCAGAUGAACAGAUAGCUGAUCAUGAAGUCAGUGGGUGAAGGAGAAGCUGUGGUGGCUGCCGUAACUGUAGAGGACAGGCACAGCAGAAUUGUAAACUGGUUUGGAAAGACGGUCAGACAUCAUCUUAUAGCAGUCGGGGUCCUCCAGAUCUUCAGUGGUGUUCUUAACAGCUUCAUGACCAUCUUCUUCACCUGCCUGUAUAACAGAUGUAGUCUCUAUCUGAUGUCUUCACUUUGGCCAUGCCCCUUUUAUUUUAUAUGUGGAAUUUUUGCCAUAGAAAUUCAGAAGAGACCAGCACGACACAAAGUUUCAUCCCUGAUGGCACUAAACAUAUUCAGUUUGAUCCUGGGAUUGUGUGCUGGUGUCAUUCACGUAUUACAGAUGUCUCUACUUCAUCUCUUCAUGCUUACGACGGUUCAAGUCAUCAUUGCACUUUUAACACUCCUGGGAAUGGUCAGCUCCAUGUACUGUCUGAUCCUGAUCUGCCUGUCAUUCGAAAGAUACCAGCUACGCUAUAAAGUGCGCUACCGACGAUUAACAGAGGAGUUAAAUGAAAAUGACACAACCUAAAUGGGAACAGAAGUCUUGUCAAAAUGAAGAGACUUUGCUUGUUUUUUCCUUCAUGCAUUUGGAGUGCAAAUCGUCAAAGAAAACAACAAAACAAAGCAGAUGAAUCGUAAAAGUGAAAUUUUAUGGCCACAGAAACUGAGAAGUAUUGCAGGAGGGCUGCAUGAGUUCACUAUGGGGAACAAAGACAUAGUUUGGAGAGAGUUCUCUAACUUGAAAUGAGAAAAAUUAGAUAAUAAUAAUAAUAAUAAUAAUAAUAAUAAUAAGAAGAAGAAGAAGAAGAAUACAUUUUAUUUAUAUAGCGCUUUUCCCAUGAUGCUGGAAGCUGCUUUAUUUUUCUACAAUUGGUAUUUGAAUAUUCCAGUGGUUUGCAUAAAUAAUUAAAACACAAUGGAUCAAAGCAUUUCCAUUUUUAAUGUACUAUAUUAUAAUGUUUAUGUUAUUAAAUGAA
Messenger RNA from Polypterus senegalus (gray bichir), 1132 nucleotides. RefSeq lists its product as uncharacterized. The record is from RefSeq and is a predicted model, not a curated record. The transcript has 7 exons. Bases 136 to 684 code for a protein of 182 amino acids. Lineage: Eukaryota; Metazoa; Chordata; Cladistia; Polypteriformes; Polypteridae.